This is a messenger RNA of Labrus mixtus (cuckoo wrasse), 3091 nucleotides long. RefSeq names its product protein-O-mannosyltransferase 1 (gene pomt1). Gene Ontology annotation, biological process: protein O-linked glycosylation via mannose. Gene Ontology annotation, cellular component: endoplasmic reticulum; membrane. NCBI's taxonomy places the organism in Eukaryota, Metazoa, Chordata, Actinopteri, Labriformes, Labridae. Gene Ontology annotation, molecular function: dolichyl-phosphate-mannose-protein mannosyltransferase activity. The record is from RefSeq and is a predicted model, not a curated record. Bases 169 to 2328 code for a protein of 719 amino acids. The transcript is spliced from 20 exons.
CAGGCAGGCAGUAGUAGUCAAAUACCAAGAAAAUCGAUCGGCCGCUGCUACGAACCCUCAGAGACCCCGUGAAGAAGCAAGAGGCUACCGGGGCAGCCGAACCUGUAGUUUGACAACAUUAUGGUCUGUUUAGAGUUCACGGAUUGACAUCAGGAUUGUCAGGUGUCCAUGAUGCUGCAGCUCCCCUUGGUGGUGACGGCUCAGGUGGACCUGGUCCUGCUGCUGGUCAGCCUGCUCGCCCUCUGGACCAGACUGAGCCACCUCAGCUACCCCAACGCUGUGGUUUUUGAUGAGGUGUAUUACGGCCAGUUUGUGUCUCUCUACAUGAAGAGGGUUUUCUUUGUGGAUGACAGUGGACCACCGCUUGGUCACAUGAUCCUAGCCCUUGGAGCCUACAUGGGAGGAUUUGAUGGGAACUUUGUGUGGAACAGAAUAGGAGCAGAGUAUCCCAGCACUGUUAGUGUUUGGACUCUGCGGUUGCUUCCCGCUCUGUGUGGAGCGCUCUGUGUUCCUAUGGUUUACCUGUUGACACUGGAGCUCAAGUUUUCUCACCUGUCAGCUCUAGGAGCUGCACUGCUGCUUCUGCUGGAGAACUCUCUAAUCGUCCAAUCCCGUUUCAUGUUACUGGAGUCGGUCCUGAUCUUCUUUGUGUUGUUGGCCUUCUUCUCCUACCUGAGAUUCCACAACACAACCGACAGCUGGUUCAGAUAUUUUUGGCUUCUCCUCUCUGGGGCUUCCUGUGCUGCAGCGGUAGGGGUGAAGUACAUGGGUGUGUUCUCUUACCUGCUGCUGCUGGGUGUGGCCUCUGUGCACACAUGGAACCUGAUUGGAGAUCGAACUGUCAGUCAUGUGAGUGUUUGUGUGCAGUGUGUGUGUCGAGUUGUGUGUCUGUUGGUGGUUCCUGUCCUUCUCUAUGUGUUCUGGUUCUACAUCCACCUGAGUCUUCUGCACCGUAGUGGACCACAUGACCAGCUUAUGAGCUCUGCUUUCCAGGCCAGUCUAGAGGGCGGUCUCUCUAGGAUCACUCAGGGUCAGCCUCUAGAGGUCGCUUAUGGUAGUCAGGUAACUUUAAGAAGCUCUGCCUCCCAGCCAAUCCCCUGCUGGCUUCAUUCUCACAAAGCCAACUACCCAAUAAGGUAUGAAAAUGGGCGUGGCAGCUCACACCAGCAGCAAGUUACCUGUUAUCCCUUCAAAGACGUCAACAACUGGUGGAUCAUCAAAGAUCCUGGCAAACAGGAGCUGGUGGUCAGCAGUCCCCCUCGACCUGUUCGUCAUGGUGAUGUCAUCCAGCUAGUUCAUGGGAUGACCUCACGCUUCCUCAACAGUCAUGAUGUAGCAGCUCCCAUGAGCCCUCAUGCACAAGAAGUGUCAGGUUAUAUUGACUUCAACGUUUCUAUGCCGGCACAAAACCUCUGGAGAGUGGAUAUCUCUAACAGGGAGGCGGAGUCAGACUCGUGGAAGACGAUACUGUCUGAGGUUCGACUGGUCCAUGUCAACACCACGGCUGUCCUCCGGCUGAGUGGUGUGUCUCUUUCAGACUGGGGUUUCCGUCAGCUGGAGGUCGUCGCAGAGAAGCUGUUUAAAGCUCACAGCAGCAGUUUGGACUGGACGGUGGAGGAGCAUCGCUAUGGAACCAGUCAGGAGCAGAAGGAGAGGGAGGUGGAGCUUCAUUCCCCCACACAUAUAGACGUGGACAGAAAAAUUUCCUUUUGGGCAAAAUUUUUAGAACUUCAGUGGAAAAUGCUGACGGUGAAACAGGAAGACUCUGAGCACAAAUACAGCUCCUCUCCUGUGGAGUGGGUCACCAUGGAAACCAACAUCGCAUACUGGCUGCAUUCCUCAAACAACGCUCAGAUCCAUCUUAUUGGUAACCCAGUGUCGUGGGGCGUGGCAAACAUAAGCCUGUUGGCCUAUCAGCUACUGGCAGCCAUCUACCUGCUCAGGAGAAGGCGGGGCUUUAAAGACCUGCCCGAUGGUGUGUGGUGUCAGUUUGUGUGUUUGGGAUCUGUAUGUGUUGGUGGUUGGCUAGUGAACUUUGUCCCGUUUCUCCUGAUGGAGAAAACUCUCUUCUUGUAUCACUACCUGCCUGCCCUCAGCUACCUGCACCUGUUGAGUCCUGCCCUGUUGGAGCACACACACACUCACCUACUCAGCAGUGCAACACACCGACGUGCGCUUUAUAUAUGCGUGUCAGCCGUGCUGGUGUCAGUGUUCCUGUCAUAUCGGACCUUCUGCCCUUUGACCUACGGCAGCCCCGAGCUGUCAGCCAACCAGCUGCAAGGGCUGAAGUGGAGAGACUCCUGGGACAUCCUGUACCGCCGCCGGUAGAGAGACACCCUCACAGACAGGGUGUCACAGUGUAUGUUUUCUCAUCAUGAUGAGGCGAACUGAAGUCUUGCCCCCAGAUCACAUACUGGCACUGAGUCCAGAAUCUGAUGCUCUGAAGUUUCUGAAUUGAGUACAUCAGGGGACACAGUCAAGAAAAAGAACCUGAAGGUGCCCUAAGAAGUCUACGAGGUCAAAUGUGAGGAGGAGCUUUAGUCCUGUGACCUUAGAUUGCAGCUGUUUCCCCAAACCAGCUUCUUGACUCUACAGUCUGUUGACAUUGAGAAAAGGAUUCAAUAUAUAUAUAUAUAUUUUUUUUUUUUUAAUGAAGACCAUUUUAUCCCAUGUUGCAUUACUCUCAGUUCAGCUCAGAAAACAAAAAUAGACAGUUAUUGUUUUGGGACAAAGUUGAAGUAAGUUAUAAAACACAUUGUCUGAUAUUAGUAUGAAAGUACCUGCUCAAACAUCACACUGGGAACACUGAUCUGGGGCUUAUUUGUAAUCCUACUGAAACGUUCUGAUAAUGAUAUCCAAGCUGAAUGACAGCUUGAGUUUUAAAUCACAAAAUAAAGCAUACAGUGAACAGUAAAACAAUGUGCUUUUAUAUUGAAUGUGCUUUUAUAUUGAUACUUUGUGAACUCUGAAAGUGUUGUUAAUGUUGUUAAAUGUUUAGAUUACCCUGACACAGAGUACUGGAGCUCUGACACUGUCUUAGAUUAACAAAUUGCUUGUCAAUUCAGAAUUGAUAAUAAACCCAUGACUGAUG